CAACCAAGCAAUCAGCCAUGCGUAAAAGUGUCUAUGGCUUCCACAACAAAUGUUUCUUUUGAUCUCGAUUUUUUGCCCGGAUGCUCUUCUAAGCCAACUUAACCCUCCUCUUACUCAGGAGAGCUCCAGCCUCUCUUUGCACAACGUUUACGUACCCCCAUCGUUUCUAUUCACCAGCAUUAAACAGUGAUUCAAUUUCGUGCAGAUUGAACCGGUUGCCGUAAAGUAUUUCCGACAGUUACAGCAGCAGCAACAGAUAUGGUCGUUCCAUUACCUGUCUACACUCUCUACUCCUGGAGUUCAACCGACUGUAGCGCGACAAAGGUCUUUCUCACUGCCCGGUUUAUAUAUCUUGGCCAGAAUUUCGUAGCUGAAUCCUCCAAUCGCCGGAGACCCAACAACAGCUCCCAUCUUGUUUUUUUCUUUUUUAUUCUGUAUUUCCUUCCCUUUUUUCCUUUAUCUCCUCAGGCCUUCAAUCUUUAUUUUUACCGAGCUAGCCUGGGCAAUUUUAGAUAAGUAUAUAUCUCAUGCAUGUAACGAACAAUGAUGCCAGCUUUAUCGAUCAGCAGGAGCCUCAUCCAAUCAAACGAUAGUAAUUGAGUCGUCCACAGCAUAAGAAGUGUAUGUACAAUGACACUGUGUUGUCAUUGUAUACGUAACUCAUCUAAAAACAGUGAUGAACGAUUCCGUUUGAUGCACUUGCGUAGCUUGAGUAUUCUCGUCAGGAAUCAAAAGAAAGAUAAGGGGCCUUGGAUUCUAUUUCAUCGUCGCCGGCAAUGGCCGUAAAUCUUUUUCUUUUUUCUUUUUUUUUUAUAUCGCUUAAUUACAAAUCAAGAACGGUGGGUCGCGAUCCACAUUUUACUUAAUUGUUCGACCAAUGAUAGAUCUACGAUAAAA
Messenger RNA from Mycotypha africana, 897 nucleotides. RefSeq lists its product as uncharacterized. The record is from RefSeq and is a predicted model, not a curated record. The annotation marks the transcript as partial. The transcript is spliced from 2 exons. Lineage: Eukaryota; Fungi; Mucoromycota; Mucoromycetes; Mucorales; Mycotyphaceae.